AUGGCUGAGCACAUUUCGGAACUCUGUACGCUGCUUGUCGACGACCUGUACGGCGAGCUUUCUUCGCGUGUCUUUUCCGUCCUCGCAAAGCAAGGCCGCCUGUCUAUCCGCGGGCUGGUUAAAUAUUCCGACCUGACCGUUCGCGACCUCAAACAUGGUCUAGCUGUGCUCAUUCAACAGCACCUCGUCCUCCACUAUACCGCCGAAGAUGACACGUACUACGAACCCGACUGGCAGCACGCCUACGCUUUAGUCCGCUCCGGCAAGGCCAUAAAGAUUAUAGAAGACAGGUUCGGCGAGGCCGCCGGGGGUCUCGCGUCUAACCUGCUUCUUCUCGGUCACGCCAAAAUCAGCGACCUUGCGGAUGCCUACGGAGUCGCACCGAAAGAAGGCGCUGUGGAUGCUGCCGCAAUGCAUGUUGCGAACGGUCUCACGAAUGGCGAGGGUACCAAUGGUGACGCAACGACCAACGGUGACGCAACGAAACCACAGAAGAACCACGUUGAGUCACUGGAAGAUCUCCACAGGUUGCUGCGCCAGCUCCUCGACUCCGGCUUCGUCACUCCAGUCCGCGCGAAGCAUUUCACCCCGUCCGCCGACCUAUACAAUGAAGCGGAGCGCAUAGUGAAGAGAAGCCACUUCCCCGAGGGUGUCAAGGGGAAACAGAUCGCAGAGCUGGAUAAGGAAACCAAGAAGCUACUGAAAAAGUGGAGGGACGAGGAUGCAGGCGAGGAGGAACAAAAGGUGUCUGCGGGUACAAAGCGCUCUCGGGAUGAGUCAACACCCCAAGCAACGCGCAAGCGCAUCAAGAUUACGACUAAGCUUCCCAAUGGUACUAGCGCUGUUCGCGCGUCUGAAAAGGAAGUUAUUGCACUUGACGAUGAACUUGUAGUCGGCAUCGAUCAGGACAAGUGCGACGUAGCAAUACGCUCGCAACAACUAGUUGAAUAUGCUGAACGCUAUCUCGGAGAGACCACGGCGAAGGUUUACGAGGCGCUUUUGCAACAAAUGGAGAAGAAGGUGGACCGCUGCAACGACCCGUACAACCAAGCAGCAAGCGAAGAGGACGAGGCCGACGCUUUACCUUCAGUUACUGCGCGAGAGGUGCUUGAAGUCCUGCCAGAGCUUGACUUGGCAGCAGGAAUCGGCCAGCCGCCUAGCAUGACCAACGGUGUCGAUGGCGACGCCGAUGAGGAGGAGGAAGAAGAUGAAGAGAUGACCAACGGAGUGGCUCAUGUUGAUAGGAGCUCGGCGGCUGUCACUGCUGGCCGCUUACCACUCAUCAAGACGCACAUCUCGCUCCUGGCCGAAGACCCGCGACGCUUUGUCCGAUGGGUAGGCUCGCGCGGUGGCGGAGAAUACAAAGUCGACUUCCGGCCGCUUACAAACUCACUCAUACAACACGAACUCGAAGCGACAGUAUCAGCACGAUGGGGCCCGAUCGCCACGCGGCUCGUCCGCAUCCUGCACGCCAAAGGCAAGCUCGACGAAAAGCAAGUCUCGACAUUCGGCAUGCUGCGCACGAAAGAGAUACGCGCGGCCUUAACAGCAAUGCAAGAAGCCGGCUUCGUCGACACGCAAGAAGUGCCCAAAGACAACACGCGCGCGCCCAGCCGCACCAUGUACUUCUGGUUCUUCGACCAAGACCGGUGCCGGCAGCUCGUGCUGACGGACACGUACAAAGCCAUGGCGCGCCUGCUGCAGCGCAUCCGCGUCGAGCGCGCCAAGGUGCAGUCGGUCAUUGACAAGGCGGAGCGCACCGACGUCGUCGGCAACGAGGACCGCUACCUUACUGGCACGGAGAAGCAGGCGCUACGCGGCUGGCGCGAGGCUGAAGAGAAAUUGCUCGCGCAGCUGGGAAGGCAGGAUGAUCUCGUCGCUGUGUUGAGGGAUUUUAGAAUGCCUCCCAUUCCGAAGGCGGCGUGGCAGGAGGGCUGA
Messenger RNA from Aplosporella prunicola CBS 121167, 1938 nucleotides. RefSeq lists its product as uncharacterized. The transcript has 4 exons. Gene Ontology annotation, molecular function: single-stranded DNA binding. Gene Ontology annotation, biological process: DNA-templated transcription. NCBI's taxonomy places the organism in Eukaryota, Fungi, Ascomycota, Dothideomycetes, Botryosphaeriales, Aplosporellaceae. Gene Ontology annotation, cellular component: RNA polymerase III complex. The coding region runs from base 1 to 1938 and encodes 645 amino acids. The record is from RefSeq and is a predicted model, not a curated record.